CAAACUGCAACCAAGCAGACGGAGUUGCGGAUCACCAAGGAGCGUCUGAUCCGCGUGUCCGGCAGCGUAGGUUCUGCAGAGUCUCAGCUGCAGCGAACUCUGCAACAGCGCGAAACUCUUCAGAGGAACAUCGCACUAACAGAUGCAGAGCUACAGAACUGGCAGCAACAGAGAGACUCUGCAGCGCACCAAAGCGCUGUGUGUCAGCAAGAGAAAAUGGCAGAGUUGAAGUCUCUCGAAGAUGACUUUGAUGUCCAACAACAGAAUAUUCUCAACAUCCGGGACAAAAUCGAACGAACACAAUGCCAAUUGUGGGAUAAACAACAGCAGUUGGAGGAAUGGAGACGCAGGCUGGAGCAGCUGGAGGCGGUGAAGCUGGAGGUGGAGCAAGCGAGCGCUGCGUCUGGAGACUUGGCCGCCAAGAGGACAGAGAUCACCAGACUCCAGACACAGUGGCGCAGUUUGGAGGUACAGCAGAGCAGCGCAGCGGCCGCGCUUCAUAAAGCCCUUGAGACCGAAGACUGUCUACGUUAUAGAGGAGAAGCGUGUCUCGCGAAGGUGCGCAGCGCGCCGUUCGACGCCGCUGCCUCCUGCGCCAUGCGACGCGAGGCCGUCAAAAGGAACAUAACUGCCCUUACCAAGGAAGCGAAAGCACUUGAGCAGCAGGUGCAGACGGUGCGUGCAGAAGCAGCAACGGUGCAGGAGGCGCUGGGCAGGAAGGAGAAGCUGUACAGCAGCUGCGUGCGCCAGCUGCAGCACGCAGCUGUCCAGCUGCAGCAGGUGGUGCUACUCAAGGAGCAGCGAUGCGUACACCUGUCAGCUGAGCACGCACGAGCCCGCUACCUGUCAGCGCUGCUGUCCGGCAGCUAUAAGCCGCUGACUGCUGCCACCAAGUCAGCUCAGUCAGCGCUACAGGAGCGCCUGAAGAGCAGACAGUCAGCUUACCUAGGCGUGCUGACUCAGCUCUCCACCCAUCACCCUCAGCUGACUGAUCAGCUUGCACUCAUCUACGCAUUACUGGAACCCCAGCAGUUUUUUUAG
This is a messenger RNA of Hyalella azteca, 1041 nucleotides long. Its product is annotated as caspase recruitment domain-containing protein 9-like. The record is from RefSeq and is a predicted model, not a curated record. The transcript has 8 exons. Gene Ontology annotation, cellular component: cytoplasm. Bases 217 to 1041 code for a protein of 274 amino acids. NCBI's taxonomy places the organism in Eukaryota, Metazoa, Arthropoda, Malacostraca, Amphipoda, Hyalellidae. Gene Ontology annotation, biological process: axoneme assembly.